UAACAUUAACUUUUGAAAACUAUGUAAAUCUCUACAGUAAGCGAAUACAAGAAGAUAAGGAAAAAUCCGUAUGUUAAAGAUUGCUCUAAUAUUUUUGAAUAUAAAGGAUGCUAGAGGUAUGCGAUAGUUAAAGAUUAAACGUCACAGCGAGGUAUGUGAUUGCACCUUGAGGAAAAAAAAAAACUUGGAGAACCUUAUAAGUAGUUAAGCUGUAACAAGUAUCAAUUACAUUUUUACUUAGCAAUAGCUUACGAAGUGACUGUACUAAUUUUCAAAAUCGUGUACACGAGUAACGGAAAAUCAUCUGAAUCGGAAACUUGAUAUAAAAUAUAUUAACUAAGCUCGCAAAGGCCGUAAAAAGCGUAUACAACCAUAUCAGCCAAUCAAUACUACUUAAAGAAAUAUAUUAUAUGAAACGAAUAAUGUUAAAAGAAAAAAAAUGAAGAGAUGAAUUCUUCAACGGAUCUUUUCGAUUGAAACUCAAUUUUUCACUUUUUAACUCGUUCAAUACUGCACUGAAAUAAUUAAAAAACACAAUUGUUAAUGUUAUUAAAUAAAAAUAAUCAUAAAUGCCAAAAAUUGUUUAAAAAAAAUCUUGAAUAAAAUAACUGUAAAGACAUUUCUGUGAUUAGAAACAAUUGGAUAAUUAAUUAUCUCUGGUUGAAAUGUACGUCGUUAAAUAAUGCGUUAUAACGAGCUACUUUAUGAAGGUCCCCGCAUCAUACACGUUACAAAAAAAGGAUAAUUAACUGUACGCACUGUAUUAUUAUAAGACGCCAAAGCUCGUCCCCUGUGUAAAUAAAAUAGAGAGAGAGAGAGAGAGAGAGAGAGAGAGAGAGAGAGAGAGAGAGAGAGAGAGAGAGUUUAUUGUUAUCGAGUCGAAACUAAUUAUAUCAAGGCAUAAGGGCAUAUAUACACAGAUAAAAAGAGAAAAAUGUCUAUAAACAUUAAAAAGAAGACAAAUCUAUACAUAAAGUUUGCUCUGCAAAAAUAGGAUUUAGCUAGCAUAGAAGAAAAGGGCUUAAUUAUGAAUAUUAUGAGAAAAAAAAACAAAUAUCUAACAAAGCUAUAUUAAUAAUAAUGAAAAAAGAAGAAUAAUGCAGGGAAGGAAAAAAUCAAGAUGGUGAAACGUCUAAUGUUUCGGGAUACUUACACCUAUAAAUAUAUAAGCGAAAGCCUACAAAAAUGUACCACAAAUCCACUGAUAUAUAAAAUCGGCGUUUUCUAGUUCCGAUCUGCUUGUAACUUUAUUUUCUUAUUACAGAAAAUGAAAGAAAAAAUAUUGAUUGUUAUCAUUGUAUCGAGAUUAUCUAUAUUCAAGAUCGUAUAGUAGACGGUGUAAACAGGAAGGAUAUUUUACUAUGUGAGACUUUGCUAAUAUUAGAUGACAUUAAAUUGAGAUGUAUUUUCAGUAUAUGCGAAACGUAUACAUAAGAAAAUUGAUACUGCUGAAGUCUCAAAAAAAAAAAAACAAAAAAAAAACGUUAUGUUUACUCGAUGCACUCGUACGAGAUAUAUUGUAGCACGACGAUCAAUGAUUUGUUUUUAAAAUUUUUUUUACAUAUAAUCGCAUUCUCUUCGAUAUAUAAGUUGACGCAAGCGCGUUUUGUACAUAUAUAGCACGAAGAAUAAAAGUACUUUAAUUUCUGCGACGCUGCGCGUAGUCGCCGUUCUUUUUUCUUGUAUAGUUUGCGCGAUUGACAAGUUGUAACGGAAGAUCUCAUGAAUUCGGAUUUUUUGAGGCUUCAGUCAAAUUGGAGAACAAUCUGCGACUCGUAGCGGUAGUGGAGAGUGUCCUCUUUAAAAAAUAAAAAAAAAAAAAAACGUAAAUCUGUGUGUGCGUGUUUUCAGAGACUAGGCGUUCUUUAGCUAAACAAAAAUAAAACAAGCAAAAAAAAAAAUAUGAAAAAUGAAUCUGCGUCGAAUCGAGCGUUAUUGCGAUUAUAAUAUAUUGUACACAUAGAGGGCACCGAAACAGAGUAGCAAUCAUUGUUAUCUUUGCGCAGGGACACGCUUCAUUUGCCGGCGACGUAUAAUUAUACAUACACAUACACACACAUAGAAUUACAGCGUGCGAUGUGUGCGAGUGACGCGUGCGUGUGAUUCAGCCUUCCUCUUGAUUUCGGCUUCGGCAAUUGGUCAAAAGCCAUGCGUGCGAAUAUUAUAUUAUACGGCAGUUGUGAGUUUGAAAGAGGCGUGUAAAACGUGUAUUUCUGCCGAUUGACGAAGCCGCGGGGAAGCACGUAUAUAUUCCCAGCGAGAAAGAGCAAGAGAGAGAGAGAGAGAGAAUCCCUUACGAUAAGACAAGCAAUAAAUUUAAGAGCUUCGCCACAUUAUUAUUAUCAAUCGAGGCCACUCGACAUUGUUAAGAAUUUUUAGCAAUCGAUCACAUUAUGAAUAAAUUGACCAAUUCAUUCGUUUUACGUCGUCGUCGUUCUUGUUGUUGUUGCCUCUCGAUAAGACCCGAACCUCGGACGUGCGUUUCUAUGGAAUAAGCCACUCGCGCAUUCGUAUACGCACAGUAGAGCGGGAAUAACCAGAGGCUAAAGGUAAGCGACGUCCGCAGGCAGUUCUGAAGAGAUAAGAUAAGUAGGUAUAAUGUACGCUCAAUAAUUGAAAGUUCAGCGCGAGCCAAGAUAAUCUGACUCUUCCCCGAGAAAUCAGCACAGUCGACAUAGCAGCAGUCCAUGCGCGACAGCAGUUUUGAAAAUGCCAGCGAGCAGCUAACCGAGAAAGAGAUGCGUCACCGAGCGACGUCGUAAACCGGCGAGUUUUUUCCUACAAGGCUGUGUUAGUGCACGUGAAACACAGAGAGCGAGAAGUUCGCUGCCAUAGACGAGUGUACGCACGCGGCGCGUGUGUGAGUUACGCAAUCGAGAUGAGACUGUUCGGCGUGGAGUUCGCGCCUCUGCUGGUGCCCUGGGAGCGUAGGCUGCAGACCCUGGCUGCCGCGGUCUGGUUCAUCAUCACGGCCUUCGGUGGUCUCACCUGCUGGUUCAUCACCUUCGCCGUCCUCCUCUUCGGAUCCCAGUGGCUCAGGCUGCUCAUGAUCGCUUACUUGCUGUUCGCCUACUACGAUCGCGAGACCAGCCGAAAAGGCGGUAGAAGCAAGCGGAUUUAUCUGUUAUUCCGGAACCUGGCCUGGUGGCGCUAUUUCUGCGCCUACUUUCCCAUCAAGAUCGUCAAGACGGUCGAUCUCGAUCCGACUCGGAACUACCUGUUCUGCUCCUUUCCUCACGGCAUCUUGUCGACCGGCGUCAGUGGCGCUUUCACAACCAACGGCCUUGACUGCGCCAAGCUUUUCCCGGGACUGGAUUUCAGGCUUCUCACGCUCGACGCGCACUUUCAGACGCCGCUUUUCCGGGAAUACGUGCUCAAUUACGGCAUCUGCAGCUGCGACAAGGAUAGCCUCGACUACCUCCUGUCGCACAAGCCGACGGAGAAGGACGGCCCAACCGAGGCGCCGGUGACCGGAAGAGCUUGCGUCCUGAUCGUCGGAGGAGCCGCCGAGGCUUUCAAGUGCAAGCCGCAGACCUACAACAUUCUCGUCAAGCGGAGGAAGGGCUUCGUCAGACGCGCCUUGAAGAACGGAGCACCGCUGGUACCGGUCUUCUCGUUCGGCGAGACCGAUCUCUACGACCAGCUCAACAGUCCCGAAGGCUCCUUCUUGCGGGCAGUCCAGGAAUUCGUGAAAAAGGUCACGGGAAUAGCUCCAGUGGUACCGAUCGGCCGCGGCCUCUUUCAAUACUCGUUUGGCCUCGUUCCAAACCGGAAACCUGUCCACGUUGUCGUCGGCGCCCCGUUGGAUGUGCCGAAAAUAGAGGAGCCCAGCAGGGAAGAGGUCGAUCUCUAUCACGCACAAUUCACGGACAAGCUCAUCGAGCUCUUCGAGACGCACAAGAGCAAAUACUUGGAGAACCACGAAAGCAUAAAGCUCAUUUUGGACGAUUGCUAGGAGUUGCAAGAUUAAUAAAUACUCUCGAGUCUCGUGUUGUAUCAUCGAAGCAUCUAUUGCAUAGUAUAUUUGCACUGUCAUUGAACGUUACGCACUGUACCAUAAGAGCACGUUGUUUUAUACUUGGAAUAUUUUUAAUAAAAUGUAAGAGGUGUUAAUUGGCCUCUCUAUUAUUUUAUAGUAAAAAAAAAAACAGAAAUACAUCGUGGAAUGUCGCUCGAAAGGUUGGAAAAAAAUAGUC
This is a messenger RNA of Nasonia vitripennis (jewel wasp), 4196 nucleotides long. Its product is annotated as 2-acylglycerol O-acyltransferase 2. Gene Ontology annotation, molecular function: diacylglycerol O-acyltransferase activity. Gene Ontology annotation, cellular component: endoplasmic reticulum membrane. The record is from RefSeq and is a predicted model, not a curated record. Gene Ontology annotation, biological process: triglyceride biosynthetic process. The transcript is spliced from 5 exons. Lineage: Eukaryota; Metazoa; Arthropoda; Insecta; Hymenoptera; Pteromalidae. The coding region runs from base 2879 to 3955 and encodes 358 amino acids.